This is a messenger RNA of Maniola jurtina (meadow brown), 2653 nucleotides long. Its product is annotated as protein rolling stone-like. Gene Ontology annotation, cellular component: membrane. The record is from RefSeq and is a predicted model, not a curated record. The coding region runs from base 365 to 1189 and encodes 274 amino acids. NCBI's taxonomy places the organism in Eukaryota, Metazoa, Arthropoda, Insecta, Lepidoptera, Nymphalidae. The transcript is spliced from 5 exons.
AGUAAAUGUGUAGUAACCGCAGUCGCACGUUGCAUGUGCCGGGCGGCGCGGGCGCAUGCUUAAUUAAUUAUUAAUUUAUUAAAACCUAAUUAAUUUUAUUUCAACUUAAAUUAAUUCAAUAUCAAAUAUUUAUUUAACAAAGGUAUAAGUAAAUUAUAUUAUAUAACAACCGUCGCGCAAUUAUUUUUUUCUAAAUUCCCUAAUUAUGUAGUUUAUGAUUGAAAAUAAAUUGGAUUUGACAAAAAUAGUUCCGUUUUGUGUUUCCGAGUUUAAUAAAAUGAGUCAUUGUACGCAAGGGAGUCUAAUUCUACAAGCGAAAAUACAAAAGUAAACAAAUUUCUCAAACAGAGUUGAUAGAUAUUGUAUGAAAAUGGCUAAACUACGAAUAGAAAAAUGGAAGGAAGAAGCGCCGGCAAAUUGCUACGCGUGUUGUACAGCUGCGCUUAAGGAAGAAAACGAAACGUCAGAACUAUUCGGAAGGUCGUGGCGAGGAAGGUUGUCACCAUUGUUCUGGCGAGUGCCAAUAUUUGUGUGGUCGGUGUUCAUCAUUUCCUGGUCGACGGCGUACUUCUGGGGACCUCGAGAAAUGUUCCUGCUGUACAUGACUCACUGGGGCCUAAUUCUGAUUUUCCUCGAGUCACUUUUCGGCAUCAUAGUAACUGUAAAGAAACAUCGUGGCAGUUUACCUGAUGACAAAGUGCUGCCUUGGUACGUCAGAACCUACUGGGUACUGUACAAUAUCACGGUGCCCAUCGCUUUCCUCGUCACGCUCUUCUACUGGGCUGUCUUGAGAGCUCCGGGCAAGAAAAUCAACUACGCACCAAAUCCGAUAUUGGAUAUAAUGCUUCACGGAGUAAACUCGGGGCUGAUGUUCGUUGAGCUGGUGCUGUCUGCACAUCCGAGCCGCCUUCUCCACGUCAUGCAGCCGCUGUACUUCUCGCUGGCAUACCUCCUCUUUACCGUUGCCUACUACAUUUCUGGAGGACUAGACCCAUGGGGCAAUGCAUUUAUUUACCCGGUCAUCAACUGGGCGAAGCCAAUACAGACCCUCGUCGUGGUGACCCUGACUGCGCUGUUCCUGGCCUUAAUGCAUAUUCUUACGGUGGGCAUCGCCACAGCCCGCGACUUCAUCGUCAGAAAAUGCCUAAUGGACAGGAGUGGAGAGUACAAUGAUGCUUUCGAAGCUUAAACAUGCUAUUUUAUUAAUAUUAGUGAUGGUUAUUCUAGAUACGAUCAGAAUGGCCCAGUACAACGAAAUGCUACUUAAACGUACUUAAUUUUCGGGAUAGAUAUGGAUGCAACGAAUACGAAUAUCAGAAAUCAGAACUACGAUGAAACUUUGAUGGGUUCAUUGAUCGUGGGAAAUGUACCUACCUAACGAGCUUUAGGAUGUUAUUCCGAAACUAGUCAACCUUCCUGAUAAUAAUGUUUUGGCAAAAGAAAUCUAGCUUUUUGACAUAAUAAAUAAGACAAUAUAAACUCGCAAGUGCCAAUAUAUAGCGGUUCAACCUGGUUCGAGGUGGUGCUAUUCCCCACUAAUUGUGAUAAACAAACAAAUCUUCCAAAACAUCCCAGUCGCACCAGUCAGUACUGACUAUACAGUAUUAUAAUAUUUUUAAAUUAAUCGAAUUAAUUAAUUUGCCAAACAGAAUCGAUUGUUGUUGUUAACGCCUGAUCAUAAGAACUACCUAUAUCAAGAAGCAAAACCAAAACUUACCACGUACUAAUAAUACCUACUAUGAAUGCUGUUUUUAAAAACAUGUCCUUAUUAUGUAAAAUGUAGAAAUAGAAUUAUUAUGAAAUGGUGACCGACACGUAAUCGGCAAUGAACUUUAUCGGAUAAUGCAAACAAACAAGGUGUAGGUAUAGUACGCGACAGGUCGAGAUGGCAAUCAGGAUGGGGACGCCCCGCCUCAUACCUCGAUUGCCAUCUCAAUCUGUCACGUAAUUACUAAGUGGGUAGAGUGUUUGAUUUGUUAUAAUCGAACACGCCAUUUACCUAGUUUGAAAGUUUGCUUAAGGCCCAAUUUCACCAAGCAUUUAACCCCCGUUUAGUUAAACAUUACCUAAUGACCUCUUUUUGACUGAUGACAUACGCGAUUUUCAAAAAGCACAAUAUAACGAAUGUUUAACUAAACCAUGCUUAAUUGCUUGGUAAUUAGGCAUACGGCCUAACUGGUAAAAUUAGACAUUAUCAAUAAAUGGACUUAUAAAAGUACUGUGAUCCUAGUGUAGAUUUUUAAUUAUUGUAAUGUGUGUAAGGAUUAUUUUUAAGAUAACUAACUGCUUUCUUUAAAAAAUUGAGUAGGUAUGGAUAUCUGGUUAAUUUGUAUCGAAACUUCAAAGAUUUGUAUUUAAAAUGGUAUGUAAUAUUAUCUAGUUCAAUUUAAUUUUUUGGUAUAUCAGAUAAAAGAAACCAUCUGUAUACGUAAGUAUAUUCUUAAAAUUUUCAUUUGAGCUGUCCUUAACAAUUUAAGUUUAGGCUUGCCAUUUAAGGUACUAGACCUUAAUAAUAUCGCGGACUCUUAUUUAUUAACCAAGUGAUACAAUAUACUUUCGUAAGGUAAAUUAAGUAAAUUUUGUAUUGUGAUAAAAAAUCGUACAGAUAUUGAUAUGAGUAUAUUAAACGAUUCUUUGAGAUGGUAAACAGUAA